Haliotis rufescens (red abalone) is the source of this 2908-nucleotide messenger RNA. RefSeq names its product FACT complex subunit SSRP1-like. Lineage: Eukaryota; Metazoa; Mollusca; Gastropoda; Lepetellida; Haliotidae. Gene Ontology annotation, molecular function: DNA binding; histone binding; nucleosome binding. The coding region runs from base 241 to 2532 and encodes 763 amino acids. The transcript is spliced from 18 exons. Gene Ontology annotation, cellular component: nucleus; FACT complex. The record is from RefSeq and is a predicted model, not a curated record.
GCAACUACUCGCAGCGCCAUCUGUUUCCUGCGGAUAAACGUGCUUUGGUCAUCAAAAACAGGACAAAAGUAGAUUCUGACAAUUUUAUAUUUUGGGCAUUUAAAAAGAAGUUGCACAGAAGAUUAAACAUGUGAAUAUAUACGUAUUACAGGGAGUUGGGGCUGGAGCUGAUACUGUUCAUCCAGAAAAGCAAUUUGUUUCAGCCGAGGGAACAGAGUGUCUAAUAUUUCUGCCAUCAACAUGAGUGACAUUCAAGAAUACCCAGAUGUUGUCCAGGAAUUCAGGGGACAUCUUAACCCUGGGCGUCUGAAGCUGCAGAGCAACAGCGUGAUCUUCAAGAACACCAAGACUGGCAAGGUGGACCAGUACCAGAGCAAUGACAUCACAAAGGCGCAGUGGCUGAAGAGGGCACGUGGCUAUUGCCUCAAGUUCAAGCUUAACAACGAUACAAUCCACAGAUACGAUGGCUUCAAAGAAACGGAUUUCGAGAAGCUGUCAGGAUUUGUGUCCAACUUCUAUGAGACUUCAUUGGAGAAAGUGGAUGUCUCGUUGAAAGGCUGGAACUACGGUAUCGCCCAUUUUCAAGGUAACGCACUGACUUUUGAAGUGGACAAGUCCAUGUCUUUUGAGGUCCCCCUGACAAAUGUAUCUCACUCAACAACAGCAAAGAAUGAGGUGACCUUGGAAUUUCACUUGAAUGAUGACGCUGCCGUCUCGCUUACGGAGAUGCGUUUCCACAUACCUGCUGACAACAGGGACGCCGAGAAUGAUCCUGUACAGGAAUUCUACAAGAAUGUUUUGGAGAGUGCGGACAUCAUCCAGGCAACUGGCGAAUCCAUCGUCACGCUACAGGAGAUCCAGUGUCUCACACCAAGAGGUCGUUAUGACCUGAAGAUGUACCCUACAUUUCUGCAGUUGCAUGGUAAAACAUUUGACUACAAGAUCCCCUAUACCACAGUGCUGCGUCUCUUCCUGCUGCCCCACAAGGACGGCAGACAGAUGUUCUUUGUGGUGAGCCUCGACCCACCCAUCAAGCAGGGGCAGACACGGUACCACUUCCUCAUUCUCCUCUUCAACAAGGAUGACGAGAUGUCGGCCGAACUGAACCUGACUGAUGAGGACAUUGAGAAGAAGUAUGAUGGCAAGUUGACCAGGGAGAUGUCUGGACCGGAUUACGAAGUGGUCAGCAGAAUAUUCAAGGCCAUCACAACGAGCAAAAUCACUGUGCCAGGAGGAUUUGUCGGCCACUCCGGAACUCAGGCAAUCAGUUGUUCCUACAAGGCAGCCACGGGGCUGUUGUACCCACUAGAGAGAGGCUUCAUCUUUGUCCACAAACCUCCCAUUCACAUCAGGUUUGAUGAGAUUGCAGCUGUCAAUUUUGCUCGAAGUUCCGGCAAUACCAGGUCAUUUGACUUUGAUGUGGAAUCCAAGUCAGGAACCGUUUACAACUUUGUCGGUCUUGAAAAAGACGAGUAUGGGAAACUCUACGACUUUGUCGCUCAGAAGAAACUGCGAGUGAAGAACAUUGGUGGAAAAGGGAAAAAACGAACCCAGGAUGAUGAUGAUGACGUUUGGGGCAGUGGUGAUGAGGGUGGUGAACACGAUGCCUACCUGGAGCGUAUGAAGGAGGAGGGCAAGAAUCGCCAGGUGGAUGACGAGGAUGACGACAGUGACAGCUCAGACGAGUCCUACAACCCAGGUGGAAGUGGCAGCGAGGUAGCUGAAGAGUACGACAGUAACCCUCCCACGUCGUCGACGUCCGACUCCGACUAUUCAGCGGGGUCGGCCGGCAGUGGAGGAGACUCAGCUGCUGAAGCAAGGAGGGAGAAGAAGAAGGAGAAAAAGGAGAAGAAGGAGAAGAAGAAGUCCAAGUCUGCUAAGACAGUUAAGGAAGGAAGAAGGAAGAGGAAGAGCAAGAAAGACAGGGACCCCAACCGACCUAAACGGGCUCAGUCGGCAUACUUCCUGUGGCUCAACGAAAGCAGAGAGAGCAUCAAGACAGAAUUCCCAGGGCUGUCGAUCACUGAAUUGUCAAAGAAGGCUGGUGAGAUGUGGAGGGACAUGACAGACAAAUCUAAGUACGAGGCGCUGGCGGAGGAGGCGAAGAAAGAGUACCAGGCUGCCAUGGAGGAGUACAAGAAACAGAAGGAGGAAGAACCCAGCGCAGACGAGGACGACGACGAGGAUGGAGGUGGGGGAGGAAGUCCAAAGAAAGAGAGAAAGAAGAAGGUGAGCCCGAGCCCGAAGAAGUUGACGGAGAGUCGUGCCGGUGCGGGCAGCGACUACAAGAGCAAGGAGUUCAUCUCCAGUUCCUCCAGCUCGGAUGAGAACAAGCCACUCAAGAAGAAGGCCAAGAAGGAGGGCCGCAAGGAGAAGCGAGCGGAGAGCUCCCCCAAGGGGAGGAAGAGCAAGCGAGGGGCCAAAAGGAACUCCGGGAGCGAGAGUGAGGAAGCAGAGCUGCCUGAAGAUGAGGAGAUCCUCAGUUCACCCACAGCAUCUGAAGCAUCGGCUUCUGAGUCCGACUCAGACUAAAAAACGCUUGCCCGACACUUCAUCAGUUGGACCUGUCCGUCUGAGCAAUGCUUCGUGGGAGACGUAUCAGCCACGCAGCCAUCUGUAUAUAACUACUCAUCGUCAUUGCAUCACCAGAUAUUGUGACAGCCAGAAUCUACUUCAUGCUAUUAAAUGUUGUUUUCAGUGCUGCAUGUGUCCAUAAUGAAUAAUGUUGACUAAUGUGCCAGUUUUCUUGUAAAUGGUAAAUGAAGAAGGCCAUUUCUUAUCUAAGAACUCAAUAUUCAUUGUAAUUCACAUAAAGAGCAUUUGUCUGCUAUGUUCCUGUAUACUGAAGUUUGUAAAUAUGUGUGGUAAAUAUGCUGUCUAGUGAUGUAAAUAAAUGUAUGCCUUCUUA